Messenger RNA from Closterium sp. Naga37s-1, 804 nucleotides. Lineage: Eukaryota; Viridiplantae; Streptophyta; Zygnematophyceae; Desmidiales; Closteriaceae. The record is from the annotation of a GenBank genome assembly.
AUGGCGUCGCCACGAGGAGGCGACGAUGAUCCCAGCCACCUGGCGAACGAGCAGCAGGCUGCUGACGUGACACCCGCUGGAGAGCAAUCUUCGAUGGAUGCGGAAACCCCCCAGGCUUUGAAUAAGGAGUCGAACGCUAGUAAGGGCCGCGCUGAGAAGGGAAAGGGGGGUGGCUCGCGCAAAAAGCGGGAUCCGCCUGGGACGAUCGACGGAGAAGGAGGUGGCGGAGGAGCAAGCGGCGGAGCUGCUCAGAUCGCGGGGGAAGUCGAGGAAUUACCGCGGACAGUGGUGCGGAGAAUUGUUAAAGCCAAAGUGCAGGAGCUGACGCAGCAAGCGGGAGGUUUGGGGGGAGCGGCGGGCGCAGCGGGCGCAGGGGGGGAGGGGUCUGGGCGGAAGAAGGAGGUGCAGGUGGCGAAGGAUGCCCUGCUCGCGCUCUCUGAGAGCGCUAGGGUUUUCAUCCACUACCUGACUGCCACAGCAAACGAUGUGUGUCGCAGUAACAAACGGCAGACGGUGAGCGCCGCCGAUGUGUUAGCCAGCAUUGAAGACAUUCAGUUCCCAGAGUUCCUGCCUGCUCUGCAAUCCACACUGGAAGCUUUGAGGAAUGAGAAAAGUGUGAAACGGAAAGGAAUGUUGGAGAAGCGUGAAGCAGCAGCAGCUGCUGCUGCCGUGGGUGGGGGAGGCACAGAAAAGUCACCAGCAGGGACAGCAGCAGCAGCCACGAAAAGAAAGACUGAUAAGGAAGCAGAAGGGAUCAUGGAAGGUGAAGGAAAGGGCAUUGUAACUGCUGAAGAAUCAGGUUAA